UCCGGUAUCUUUCAACGUCUUAAGACAACUAUGUGCAUAGGUAUUUCAAUAAGGUUCAGAAGAUAAUUCACUUUCUAUUUUACCUACCUCAGUUUACUCCAUGAUAAAACAUGAAAGAAAUAAAUUUUACCUUAUUGUGCAUUUUUGUGGGAUAUGUUCCACAAAUGGACUGUGCUAAAAUACUCGGAGUGUUUGUGAUACCUGGUCCCAGCCAAUACAUGGCUGGAAGUACAAUGAUGAAAAUUUUGGCCAACAAGGGACACCAGGUAACUGUUCUCAGCGUUUUUGGAGAGAAACAUCCACCAGAAAAUUACAGAGACGUAGUUUUGCAUGGUAUUUACGAAAAAUUCACCACGGAGCAGCAAUCGAACAUGUUCAAUCGUGUGUCCCAAGACUACCUGAAGCCGUUAGAGAUCCACCAGAUGACCAUGAUGCUCAUGGACAACGUUUUCAACCACACCAAUUUCAAGAAACUAAUGGACUCGAACGAAGAUUUCGACUUGGUCAUUGUAGAACAGCUGCAAACGGAAGCAUUGAAGUACAUCGCCCACCAUUUCAAAGCGCCCCUGAUUAUAUACAGCGCGAUGGAUUCAAACUAUUGGACAAACCCGUACCAGGGAAAUCCAGAACCGCCAUCUUACGUCCCCAACGUCCAUCUACCAUACACAUGCUCCAUGAACUUCUUCCAGCGCUUAUGGAACACGCUCAUGUACUGUUACAACGAGUUGCUACGCGAGCUUGUGGUGCAUCCCCAACAGAACGCGCUGUUGCGUAAAUAUUACCCACAGGCGCCAAGUCUGGAGAGUAUGGCGUACAACGUGUCCUUGGUACUGUUGAAUUCGGACAUGAGCGUGUACGAGCCAGUACCAAAGGUCCCUAGCAUGGUUUCUAUUGGAGGUUUUCACAUUCAGCCUCCCAAAGAUCUACCGCAAGACCUGCAGAGAGUAUUGGACGAGGCAGAGAACGGAGUUAUCUAUUUCAGCAUGGGUUCUAAUCUGAAAGGAAAGAAUAUACCGAAGGAAACUAGGGAUUUCAUAUUGAGAACGUUAUCUGAACUCAAGGAAGUGGUAUUGUGGAAAUUUGAAGAUGAGAACUUGGAAGGGAAACCUAAAAACGUGAUCAUCAAGAAAUGGUUUCCACAGAAUGACAUACUGGCCCAUAAAAACGUCAAGGUUUUCAUCACCCAUGGCGGUAUCUUCAGUUCAAUGGAGGCAGUUUAUCACGGAGUACCUUUGUUGGCUCUACCUGUAUUUGCAGACCAGUACAUGAACAGCAUAAGAGCUACAUUGAACGGUUAUGCUAAGUAUAUACCCUUCAGAGAACUUACGGAAGAAUCUUUUCGUAGGGACCUAGAACAAUUACUGAAGAAUCCCAUAUACAGAUCGAAUGUAGCUAAAAGAUCACUGAUAAUGAAGGAUAAGCCCAUUUCGCCCAUUGAUAAUUUGAUUUUUCAUGUUGAAUAUGUGAUACGUCACAAAGGUGCCCAUCAUCUUAAAGUUGCAGCUUUGGACCUCAACAAAUUUCAGUAUCUUCUACUCGAUGUAGUAGCAUUCAUUUUAUGCUCAGUAUUAGUGAUAAUUUUACUCAUCAAAUGUACUCUGAAGAGAUUGUUCAGUUCGAAAAACACUAAGAACAAAGAAGAAUGAAAACUUCAAA
Messenger RNA from Coccinella septempunctata (seven-spotted ladybird), 1656 nucleotides. RefSeq names its product UDP-glucosyltransferase 2-like. The record is from RefSeq and is a predicted model, not a curated record. The transcript has 4 exons. NCBI's taxonomy places the organism in Eukaryota, Metazoa, Arthropoda, Insecta, Coleoptera, Coccinellidae. Gene Ontology annotation, molecular function: UDP-glycosyltransferase activity. Bases 111 to 1646 code for a protein of 511 amino acids.